AGUGUGACGUCAGUCGUCUCGCGGAGCUACAACGCUUUCGUUUUCAUUUAUCAGGAAGACGCAGCGUGUAAAGUAAAGCCAGGAGAAGGAAGAAGACUGUCAAAAUGUCAGGCAGUGACGCAGAGGAGCCCAUGGAUGUUAGUACUGAGGAAAGUGAAAUCCAGCAGCCUCCCACAUCUGACAAUAAGUCUGCUGAGGCAGGGAUUUGUAACGAAGAUGAAGUUCAAGUCUUUCUCUCAGUCAAGUUGUCAGAUGGUGCUCAACCACAGAAAUAUAAAUUAGAUCUAGAGAAAGUUCUUCAGACUUGGUCCAACCAAAGCACAAUUAAAAGAGACUACAAAGUUUUACAUGUCUCAAACGAUGGGCACACUGUGAUCAGCAUUAAACCCGCUGCAGGAGCAGUAUCUAUCUCCGUGAGUGAGCUUCAGAAACUGAGUGGACAAACACUGACCAGCAAAGAUGAGAAAAGAUCCUUCACAAUAUUGUCUGUUGGUCUGAAACAACCAGAGAUGAAGACACAAAUACCAGAGGAUGCUUCAAUGUACCCUCCUGCUUCAUCCGAUUCAGAGCCACAAAAUAGUACUGAGGGGAAUGAAAACCAGCAGCCUCCAACAUCUGAUUUUAAGUCUGCGGAGCGGCCGCAAGUGAAGCAGGUGGAACAAAGUAGUUUCAGCAGUGCAGGAGCAGUUUCCACAGCAGGAGAGGAGACAUUUACUUGUUCUGUCCCAGUGAGCCAUUUCUGGUAUGUGAACCACAUCUACAAGGAGGAAAUUCAACAUAUCAAGAAAGAGAAUGGAAUUAAAAUGGAGACAGAAGUAAUUGUGAAAUUUGUAGCAGACAAAGAUGGAUGCCCAAAAAAAGCUUCGUCUGAGUUCAUUAGCCUGGUCCAAAAGAGCUUGAGUGAAUCCAGUGGCUCAGUAAUUCCUCUCAAGUACGUAGAUCCAGAAGAGUGGAAGGACUCACUGAAAAUCAUCACGAGACCUGAGAACAAGCUUCUGCUUACCCUGUCCUCUGAAGAAAUGGCCGUAUGUGGGCCAAGACAAAGUCAAGAUGCUAUCAGUAAGUCCUUAAAUGUAACACAGAAAACCUUAACAAAUACCAACACGAAGACUGCUGAAGACACAUCACUAAAUAUUGGCAUGAGCAUCACAGACCCUCUCGCGGAUGCUGGACUAACCAUGGAGGAGGGCUGCUGGAGGCUGAUGACUACUUCCUAUGAUGAACAAGUAGCUAAGAUCAAAUGUAAGUUUGGUGUGGACUUUUCUGCAUCAGAAAUCAGUCAAGGCAAAGUCAAAGUCAAAGCUUGCUACAGAAGAUCUGGAGGAAAUGUGUCAAUGGAGAGCCACGCUGUCAGAGCUCUCCUUCAUCUGUACCAGAAGAUUGCCACUUCACCUCUGAGCUUCAGCCAAGACCGUGGUGCCACUGGGUUCAGCAGAUCACAGGAGAACAUGAGCAGUGUUAAUCAGCCAAAGGGGUCCUCCAGUGGACCUCUGUUGAAUGGCCAAUCAGAAUACAGCAAGCACAACACUCAAGCACCCACAGGAGAGGGAGCAACAGCAGGAGACAGUAAAGAUGAAAACUGUCCUAUAUGCAUGGAUAUGUUUACAAAUAAGAAGCAGCUCAAGUGUAAACAUGAAUUUUGUGAGGAAUGCCUGGCACGAUCAGAGGAAACCAUGGGACCCAUCUGUCCUGUAUGCAAAGAUGUCUUUGGUGUGAUGGAGGGAGACCAGCCAGAUGGGAACAUGACAUGGCAUUCAUAUUCCUCACCCCUCCCUGGAUUCCCAGACUGCGGCACUAUAAUCAUCACCUAUGAUAUUCCAAGUGGUAGACAGACGGAAAAGCAUCCAAAACCUGGAAAGCACUACACUGGUAUUAUGAGAACAGCAUAUCUGCCAGACAACAUGGAGGGCAAAGAAGUGCUGUGUCUGUUGAAAAGAGCGUUUGACCAGAAACUCAUUUUCACUGUUGGGACGUCCAGAACGACUGGGAUUGAGGACCAGGUGACCUGGAACGACAUUCAUCACAAGACCUCGACUAAAGGAGGACCAGAGAGUUUUGGGUAUCCUGACCCCAGCUACCUGAGCAGAGUCAGAGAGGAGCUGAAGGCUAAAGGCGUCAACUGAUGACUUUGAUACAAAGUGUCUGAGCAGAGUUGUUUUCACACCAAAAAAAUUAUCAUUAUUUAAAACAAGCAUUACUGGAAUGCACAUACGAUUGUACUGUAUGCUGUCUCCCUCUUCUCUUGUCAUUUUUCAUAUAGGGGUUGAUUUGACGUGCACUGGACAGCAUUAGACUUGGACUUUAUUUCUUUGAUGAAGGUUUUCAUUGUUAAUUUUAUAACAGUAUAAGAAUGAAAUCUGCAUAUAUAAAUGUAACUGUAUUUUAUGUCUACAGUAUGCAUGGUUUGAUUUACUGCGUAAUAAAUGACUGCACCAACCCA
Molecule: messenger RNA, 2440 nt
Organism: Micropterus salmoides (largemouth bass)
Lineage: Eukaryota; Metazoa; Chordata; Actinopteri; Centrarchiformes; Centrarchidae
Product: E3 ubiquitin-protein ligase DTX3L-like
Exons: 9
Coding region: 105-2123 (672 amino acids)
Biological process (GO): protein ubiquitination; Notch signaling pathway
Source: RefSeq, a predicted model, not a curated record